GUCCCGUCCCACCCCCGCCCGGCGGGCGGAGCCGGGCCCGGCCGACAAGAUGGCGGCGGCGCUGAGGGCGGGCAGGGUAUGGGGGCUGGUGACGGCGGCGCCCGGCCUCGCUUUUACUCGUUCCGCGUUUGUUGCGAGAAAACGUAAUUAUGCCCAACCAAACUGGCUGGGAGUCGGCUUGGCGUUUGGCACCUCUGCUGCCUUGUGGGCUUUUCUUAUCAACCAGCAUAAUGAAGAUGUAAUGGAAUAUGAGAGAAGACAAAAAGAGGGACACCACAAGUGUACAGAAUGCUCAUAGUUGAUGAUGUGCUCAGUAAGAAGUAACGUGAUCACCGGUUGUCCUACAAAUAAGUGAGCACAGCAGGAGUACAGUUAUGUAAUUACUUGUAUGUUCAUACAUUUCAUGUGCAUAAAUAUGAAAUAAAUUAUAAAGCCUAGAAAAAACUU
Corapipo altera (White-ruffed manakin) is the source of this 447-nucleotide messenger RNA. It is a transcript of the gene NDUFC1, whose product is annotated as NADH:ubiquinone oxidoreductase subunit C1. Gene Ontology annotation, cellular component: mitochondrion. Bases 50 to 298 code for a protein of 82 amino acids. The transcript has 4 exons. The record is from RefSeq and is a predicted model, not a curated record. NCBI's taxonomy places the organism in Eukaryota, Metazoa, Chordata, Aves, Passeriformes, Pipridae.